GCGAAAACAGGUUCAUUCAUCUCUAAUAAGACCUGGAACGACAUGUAUUCUCUGUCUGAAUUCUAAAAGUUCACUACCACACCAAGAGCAACCAAACAGAAGUACCAUUCUUCUGUUCAUGUUCCACAUCUCACAUGAUGUUCUGGAAAUCCGGCCUAGUUGCUGUGUCAGCUACAAUCGGUAUUGCUUUCAUAUACAUAACGAGAACAAAAUACCAAGCUCCUCUUGUGUCAUGCGAACAAGGACACGGAUAUCUGUACCCAGGCAACUACCUCGUCUACCUUUCUCAUGGCCACUCACUGGAGAAACAUGCCAAGACUGUAUCGGUAGCAGUCAAUCGGGAUAUUCGCGAUCAUAUCUGGUGGAUUUUGCCAGAUUCUUACUACCCUGGCCAAGUUGUGUACUCAGGCAAGAGGGUCGAUGACGAGCUGUUGGGAGGCGUUCGGGCGGACAAGGGCGUGCAAGAGAUUCAUUGUGAGGUUGGCGAGUUGGUACCAGAGGGGUUGCAGCUGCAGGUUUCAUGAUAAAUGUGGGCUCGGGGUGGCAAGAUACCAACGUUGGAAGUGUAGUACCGUAUCCAACUAUGAUGGAUUAGGACAACCACUAUCGGCUCCAAGAGAUUGUCGAAGUAGCAAUUCACCAUUCAAAUGCUCUCCAUUUGAACAAGCCUUUGUACAGGUUGACGCGCUGGAGAUUGUUGCAAUGUUGGAGCAACUCACUAUCUAAUGCAUGAAUCCUACCAAUGUUGGAUGUUGGUGAAGAAGGGUCCAAAAAUAGCAUCACAGCCAGGCUUGAUCAAAGCGAUAGCGGCCCCAUCAGAAAGGAGCGAGUGGCCAUGGCAGAGAUAAGGGUCGAUGUUGGAUAUGCGAGUUGGAUUUCGUUCCCAGUCUGUGAGCCGCGUACUUAUCCAAUAUAAUGCCGUGAAACCAACAGUACGCCAGAG
This is a messenger RNA of Mollisia scopiformis, 943 nucleotides long. RefSeq lists its product as uncharacterized. The transcript is spliced from 2 exons. The record is from RefSeq and is a predicted model, not a curated record. NCBI's taxonomy places the organism in Eukaryota, Fungi, Ascomycota, Leotiomycetes, Helotiales, Mollisiaceae. Bases 135 to 524 code for a protein of 129 amino acids.